Molecule: messenger RNA, 957 nt
Organism: Entamoeba histolytica HM-1:IMSS
Lineage: Eukaryota; Evosea; Mastigamoebida; Endamoebidae
Exons: 1
Coding region: 1-957 (318 amino acids)
Source: RefSeq, a predicted model, not a curated record
AUGAAACGCAGACACCUCGUUCCUAUGAUAGAUGAAGAAAAUAUGAAUGAAUUCAUUCAAGAAAUUAAACAACAACCCAAAAGAAAGGGAUUAAGAAAGGAUGAAAAUGGUAUAUGGAGAAGAAGGUCUUUGUCAAAUGAACGUAAUUCUCCAAAUAAAGAAAAUAAGAAAGUUAUUGAGACAAAGCCAAUCAAAUCAAUCAAUAAAUCAAUAAAAAAUAAUAAAACAAUAUUGUCUUUUCAUCAAACAAAAUUUGAUAAUGAACAAAAAAGAAAAAAAGAAAAAUCAAUGAAAGAUGAAGAAAAAGUAAUAAAUGAAGAUAAUGAAUUGAGUGAUUCAUUGAUUCAAUUCUUAGAUCAGAUUGAGGCAAAUGAUAAUCAAGAAAAUAUGAAAGAACAAAUUAACCAACCAAAUUUGAGUUCAACAACAGAACAUUCUCUUUCUAUCUUACCUCAUCUUUCUAUCAAAGAAAGUCAACAAGGUGUUGAAGAAAAAAAAAAUAAUAAUAAAAAUAUUCAACAAAAGAAAGAAGAACCUGUUGUUAUUAACCUUGUUGAAUCUCCAUCGAAAGAAGAUAGUUCAGACAAUGAAUGGAGUCUCCCAGCAUUUUUACCAAAAAGAAUAAGAUCAAUAUCAAAAGAAGAAGUUAUUAAACUAGACAAAAAUAUAUAUCGUAAUAAUGAUGAAUAUUAUGGGGAGUCCUCCCACUCAAUUUAUGUUGCAUCUCAAGCUGGGUGUAUUGACAAUGUUUCUGAUGAUGAAGAUGAAUUUAAACAAGAUGAAGUAACACCAUCUCAACAAGAAUUCAUAAAUGAUGAAUUACCAACACAAAGGUUUGAACCAGCAUUUUAUGCAGCAAGUUUGUCAUCACAAUGUCCCCAAGGAUUUUCAACAUCAAAAAGAGAGAGAAUGAUAAAGAAAUUAUAUGGAAAGACAACAAGAUUUUCCUUUCAUUGA